Heterostelium album PN500 is the source of this 246-nucleotide messenger RNA. RefSeq lists its product as uncharacterized. The transcript has 2 exons. The record is from RefSeq and is a predicted model, not a curated record. Lineage: Eukaryota; Evosea; Eumycetozoa; Acytosteliales; Acytosteliaceae. Bases 1 to 246 code for a protein of 81 amino acids.
AUGAAUAUUAAAAUCAACGUUUUAGCUUUAUUCUUUAUUGCUCUAUGUUUCUUUGGAGUUGUAUUAUCACAACCAUGUCCACAUGGAUACCCAAGAUGUAAUGGUAUAUGUGAAAACCCAUGGAUGGGUCCAUGUAAUGUUGAAUACCAAUGCCCAGAAGGUUUGGUUCUCUGUAAGGAAACCUUGUCUUGCGUCAUGAAGACUCACCCAUGUGCAACUGCCUACAAAUCAUUGAUUGAAAACUAA